Molecule: messenger RNA, 2784 nt
Organism: Antrostomus carolinensis (chuck-will's-widow)
Lineage: Eukaryota; Metazoa; Chordata; Aves; Caprimulgiformes; Caprimulgidae
Gene: CSF2RB
Product: colony stimulating factor 2 receptor subunit beta
Exons: 13
Coding region: 1-2784 (927 amino acids)
Biological process (GO): cytokine-mediated signaling pathway; immunoglobulin mediated immune response
Cellular component (GO): external side of plasma membrane
Molecular function (GO): cytokine receptor activity; protein binding
Source: RefSeq, a predicted model, not a curated record
AUGAACAUGAAAGAGAUUAUCAUCCUUCUGCUGAAUCUGUCUUUGAUCCUCAGCAUCCAAGCCAUGCAAGAGAGUAUCCCUAUGAAGAGCUUGAGCUGCUACAAUGACUACAGCUCACAGGUGACCUGCACAUGGAUGGAGCAUUCAGAGGCUCGUGCCCUUGUUGGUAUGAUUCUUUACCAAAAGGAUAAUAUUAUAAUGGAGACCAAGGAGAUGCUUUGCAAACGCCAGACAGAAAGUGACUUACAUGAGGCUCCAGACUCCUAUGUGCACUGGUUUUGUCACAACACUACAAACAAUUUUGGAAUAGGAGUAGAUUAUAUUUACAGCUUCAAACCUAACAAGAUACUUCAAGCAGAACUAAGUGUUGAUCUUUUCCAAAAUGUUCAGACCCUCCCACCUCAAAACCUCUCAGUCAGCUUGAUGACAUCAGGAGACUUCUUGCUGACCUGGAAAGCAGCUGAUGGAAGCCAAGGCAUGGGCAAUGCACUGGAGUAUGAAGUCACUUACAAGCGGGAGUGGGAGUCCUGGGAGAAAGCUGCCUCCCUCUUGCUCUCCAGCACCACCCAUUGCCACCUCAGCCACAAGGACCUUGUCCCUGGAAGCAGCUACGUUGCCCGUGUACGAGCCAGACCGGGACGGAGCAGUGGCUUCUCUGGGCAGUACAGCGAGUGGAGCACGGAGGUGUCAUGGGAGACCUCUGAAGGUGGCCUUCAGCCCAGGAACCUUCUCUGCCUCUUCAAUGGUGCAAACCAUCUGAUGUGCAGCUGGGAAGUGAAGAAAGCGAUCACCACCUCUGUCAUCUUUGGCUUGUUCUUCAGGGCCACUCCAACAUCAGCAGAAGAGGAGUGCUCUCCGGUGCAUGAGAAGGCUUUGCCCCACAUCCCGUAUGUGGUCCAGAGCUGUGAGAUCCCUGUUAACAACUCAAGCAGUCAGAGCCAGUACCAUGUGUCUGUCCGGGCCAAGACAGAGGAGAAACUGGUUGAAGCCUACAAGAACAUUAAAGUGCUGCCGCCUACAAACGUGUCAGUAACAGUGACAGAGGACCAAGAGUAUGAACUGAGGUGGAUAAAACACACUUUGGGAUAUAACUUCAUAAAACAGAGAUACCAAGUUGAGUACUGGAAAAACCAGCAAUAUGAAAAGACUCUCCAGAAGUUAGAUAUCAGCAAUGAUGAACCCCCCUUCAUCCUCACCCUGCAGAUGCUGGCAUCAUCUACAGAGUAUAGGGGGAAAAUGCGUGCAAGGGUGAAUACGCCUCUGGAUUACGAGGGGCCUUGGAGUGAAUGGAGUGAGGAGUUCACCUGGAAGACUGAGAAUGUUCUGUCACCAGUGCUUCUCCCAGUGAUGCUCCCAGGUCUCAUCAUCACUUUGCUGGUAGUUGCUUAUUGCAGCUAUAAGUAUUUCAUCAGGAAGAAGCAAAUGUGGGAGGAAAAGAUUCCGAACCCUGGCAAGAGCCUCCUGAUCCAGAGCUAUCUGGGGAAAGCACAUUUAGGAAACUGGCCAAUAAGCAGCCAGCUGGACUUCAACAAAUACAACCUUUCAGAGAAGAUGGAGCAGGCUAGCUUCCUUCAAGUUGUGGACAGGCAGAUGAAGACUUUGGCAGAGUCCCCUGAAGGGCAGGCUAAAAUGACAGAAGUUUCGCCUGUUGUUCCAGACCUACAGAACUCAUAUCACGCUUUAAAUGAGCCAGAGCAUGCCCUAGUUGUCUGCUCAAGUCAGAUUGCUGGUCAUUCCUCUCCUGUUUCAAGGCGAAACAGUGCUGAUGCAAGUAUUGCUUCCCGGAGAGCAAUCCCUUGCUUUGCUUUCAAUGGCCCAUACUUGUACAGCCCAUUGAUGUCCUCCCAGCCUGAUAUGCAUCAGACCCUGGAAGUGGACCCAGUGGGAGUCCGUGAGAAAUCAGUUUCCCUUCAGUAUGUGACCCUCCCAAAGGAAGACUGUCCCCAGGCUCCACAGAGGCAAGAACAGCCAGGGGCAGGUCCUCCACAGCCCUUCCCACUCCCAGAUCAGAAGGAAAUGGUGCAGCACCUCAACGAUGAGAAAGAAGUCUCAUCAAACCCACCGGCCUAUGGGAAAGGCGCAAACGUGAGAAGAGAUGAGCAAAAAUCUCCAAAGGCUCUUAGCUGUAUCACAUCUCCUCAGCAUUGUCCCUUGGAGUACAUCACCACAGAGAGCCUGUUACUGCCAUCAGCCAGUGAUUCCACCCAUCCAGCCCUUGUCACUGCUGGGGAAUUACCUUGUGACUCACAGGAGCCCCAGCCUUGCAGUGAUCACUCUUGCCAUGAGUUUUCUCCCGUGAAAACUGGUGUCAUGGUCCCAGUUUCAGGUCAAGCACCAACCUCUUCUCCUGAAUUGCAUCUGGAUACAUUUGGAGACUAUCUUACUGUCCCUUUAGGUAUCCAUGAACAUUCAGAAUCCACAAAGAAUUCUUUGCAUGUCUUACAGAAGGAAAACAAUCCUCCUAGAAAGCAGCCUUUGUCAGAGGGUAACUUGGUGGUGUUAAACCCUGACAGCACUGAGCCAGUUUUCCUUUGCCAGGUUGGCGACUAUUGCUUCCACAGCCUAAAAUCCAGUGUGAAGAUGGAUAUUAGUCAGGAAGAGAACCAAGGCAAGAAACCUUCUGAAAGGAAGACAACACCUGGGAAGUCUGUAUCUGAUGAUGAAUCCAUCACUGGCAAGGAAAAGAAUGCAGCAAAAAUGCAGGCUAUUCAGCUUUUCAAAAACCUGAAAUCAGAUGACUACUUCUCCUGGCAGCAGUCUUUGAGGAUCACAGAAAUCUGUUAA